Molecule: messenger RNA, 2343 nt
Organism: Paramecium primaurelia
Lineage: Eukaryota; Ciliophora; Oligohymenophorea; Peniculida; Parameciidae
Source: the annotation of a GenBank genome assembly
AUGAAAGUGGAAGUCUUUAGUGUAUAAACCAUUUCUGAAAAUGGAGCACUUUGUUUAUUAUUGAUAAUUGAAUAGAAAAAUCAUAAAUUACAAAUAAUGCUAGAUUGUGGAUUGAAUUAAAGAUUGGAAUGUAAUCACAUUAAACAUUAUAUGAAUAAAAUUUAGAAAGUAAUUAAUUAAUCUAUAAUAGUCAAAAUUAGUGCUAUUAUCAUAACCAUCUAUUGAGUAUGCUGGAGGUCUUCCUUUAAUUUCUGAAUUCUAAAUAAAAACUUUAUCUACUAGUCCAAUAAUUGAAUUUGGAGUCAGAAAUUUUGUUGAUCAAUUGAUUCAUUUAUAAUAAGCAUUUCUUAAAAAAGAGGUUAUGGAAGAAGACUUUAAAUAAGAUUGGAAGAGAAUUCUAGAUGCUGCAGAUGAUGCUUAUCGUCAAAUUAAACCAUUAAAAUUUGGAUAGAGUGAAACUAUGAUGUUUGAGAAUGGAUUAUUUUAAGUGACUGUUUGUCCAAUUAGAGCAGGUAAAGUUAUAGGUGCAUGUGCUUGGAAAAUUUAAGUGAAUACAUUAAAUAUUAUUUACAUCACAGAUUAUAAUAUGAUAAAAGAAUUACACAUAGAUUCUUUGAAUAUAGAACGUUUAUUAAUUAAGAAUUAAAAAUAAUCACUUCUUCAAAGAGAAAUUGUUGAUUUACUGAUUUUAGAAAAUUAUCCAAAGGAAAUAAUAUAACCUUAAAAUAAUUAAUAGAUAUUACCUCCUUAGUUUUUUAUUAAGUCAAAAAUGGAAGAAGAAUUGAGCAUAUAUCAUAAGAAAUAAUAAGGAUAAUUAAUAUUUGCAUUUUAUCCUAAUGAAAGAAUUUUAGAGGGAAUUAAAUCAUUACAUUAAAUAUUUAAGGAAAAUGAGAAGUAUGUUGGAAUGAAAUGGGAUAUAAACGUUUUAUAUCUUGAUUUAGUUGAUAAGGCUAGAACAUUUGGAGAAUUUUUAUGUUGGGAUAAUAUAUAAUCACUUAAUUAUGAUAAUUAAUCAAAAAUUAAAUCAUAAAUUAUACUUACAUCCUAUAAUAAUCUUUUUUCUGGUCCAUUCUAUUAAGAAAAUUUAUUAACUGAUCCAAAUAAUACAAUUAUAAUAUUUGAUAAGCCUCCUUGUUUAAUUAAUGAAAAUAUGGGUAAGAUUAGAAAGAGUUUUGAAUUGAAUUUAUAAAUAAAAGAAUCAUAUUCAAUAAAUUUAAAUUAUAUAAGAAAGUAAAAAAUAAUAUAUAUAUUUUAGAUUAUUAUUAAAAACAAAUGAAAAAGAAAAUAAAUUAAUAUCUAAUGCACCUAGUACAACUUAUUUACCAGGUAGUACAACAGAUUUAGUAGAAACUUAGAGUGUAGAUAUUGGAAUCUAAAAGACAGAUGAUUAAUUUUCAGUAUUAAGUGAUUAGAAACCAAACUUAGAACCUUUAUUUGAUAAAAAUAAUUAUAAGUCACAUAAUUAAUUGUAUUUUAUAGAAAGUGAAAUAAAAGGUAAAAUAAUAUAUAUCUAUAUUAUAGAAUAAAUAUAAUUUACAACUGCAUAAUUAGACAAACCACUAAGACCUAUGUAAUAACUUCAUUUAAGAGAUGAUUAUGGAUCAGAUAUACCUAAAUAUAUUAAAUUAAUGAAGAGUAAAAGAAGAUAAUAAAUUGAAACACAAACUUAAUAGAUGGAAGAAGAAUAAGAUGCAGAGAAUGAAAAAUAAAAAUUGUAAGAAUCAACUUUUGCUAUGCCUAAUAUGAAUAAAGUUUUAAAUUAAAAAAUAGUUACAGUUUAAGCAAUGGUAUCUGUAAAAUAAUUACCUUAAAAUUUAAGAAAUGCUUAAAUGUUAUUAGAAUAUUUAAAUCCUUAGAAUCUAUUAAUUUUAAAUCCAAGUACUAAACCUAGAUAAGGUGGAAUUUAAUUAGCAGUUGCAAAAUAAAGUUAGGCUUAAUCACUAAUUUCAUUAAAUGAUGGAUAAAAUUUACCUUUUGUAGAAAUGUAAGAGAAAUAGAUAGAGAUAAGAUCAGCAAUAUAAGUAAAAGGGAAAUUAGAAUUGAAAAUCUUUAGAAAUACAUAAACAAUGAGUUAAAUUUUAAAAUUAGUAGCUACUUAAAAUAAGAAACCGAUUUGUCAUGAAAAUAUUUAAUUGUUGGCCUUAUAUGAAGAAUUAAAGAAGAGAGGAGAUUUAAAAUUGGAAUUAGGAUUUUGUUAAAUAAGUCUAAAUAAUGGUUAAGUAAUAGUAAGUAAAACAAAGUAAGGAUUCAAGGUAGAAGGAUAUUUCAGUAAUUUGUACAAAGAGGUUAGAAAUUUGAUAAAGACAUUAAAUAUCUGAUUUGAUAUUGUUAUGAAAUAAACGC